GCACAGCAUGAAGCCACAGCCAGAUCCAUGAUGCAGAGCGGGAAAGACCAGAUAAGGUGCACCAGUGUAAGCAGUGUAACUAUGUGUCUGCGUACAAGAGCAGUCUGACAAGACACAUGGCCAGACAUUCUCUCGUGAAGCCUUUCAAAUGCGGACAUUGCGACUACUCGGCUAUAACCAUGACGCAGAUGCACACGCACAUAGCUAAGCACACAGGUAUCAAGCAGUACUCCUGUGACCUUUGCUCCUACAGCACAGCCAACAAACAGCACCUGACGAACCACAUGUCCAAGCAUUCCAACCUACGCUACAAAUGCAACGCCUGCGGUCACAUAACGGCCUGGAAGGACCGCAUGCGCGUCCAUCUCAAGCAGCAUGAACAGGGACGGAUCGUCGGCCGGUCGGUCAAGUCGUCACUUCAGCCACACGGCUCAACAGGGCUCCAGGUUCUGUCAGGAGAGGGCGGUCAGUUGGUCACUACCGAUGGUCAAGUUCUGCAGGUGUUGAAUGUUAUAGGCAGUGAUGGCACUCAGCACAUCGAGGGAAGUGAGACAUUGGUCGUUAUGAAUCAGCUAGCAGAUAGAAUACAGGAGGAGUUCAUUGCGAUCGGUGAGGGGGAAGACCAGGGGGAGGCAGUCGGCCAAGGGGAAGAGCAGAGUGAGGUACAGAAUGAAGAUGAUGGGAUCGCUGUUGGAGGAGAGGAAAUAAUUGGUAAUCAACAGGAGCAGAUAGUCGAGAGUGAGGCACAACUGGUCAGCCAAGGAGAGAGUGAAGAUGGGACCUUAAUGAUUGUCACAGAUCAUGACGGGUCUGAUUUACAUUUGCGCCUUACUGGUACUGGAUUACAGAGUUCAAAGGUCGGAUCUGUGGGUUUAGAACUAUGCAAUGAGAGUACUAUCACAUCCACAGCAGUCAGAUUGAGAAAUGCCACCGCGACAGUUACGGAAAUAUCAGGAGAGGCAACAUGACACAGGCUAAUUGCGGUUCAGUAGAUAUUCUCCCGUAUAGGUUCUCCUGCUUCUUCUUUUGAAGACUUUGUAGGCAGAUGUGAGAGGUCUCCCUACUUUUUGCAGAUACAUGAAGUACCUCUCUUUGUAGAGAUGUGAUGGUAUAGGAAUGAUAAUAUUGAUAUUAAUAGUAAUAUUUCUAAUGAGGAUAGUAUUGAUGAUUUUAUAUAAUAUUCCACAUACUAAGAAUCUUGCUCUACAAUUGGUCAAAAGUAAAUCAUGUGAUGAAAACUAGUUUGCCCAUCAUUGAUGGGAGAAGAAAAGUUUGUUACACUGUUUCACUGAAGGCAAUUUAAUUGUAUACGUUGCGUAUACGUACGUAAGUACUGCAUGCACUGUACGUAUCUUUACCGUUUGCUAGCUGUUAAUUAAUGACUUGUUGCUCUAAAAUGACGGAAGAAGCAAAUGUUUCU
Molecule: messenger RNA, 1420 nt
Organism: Strongylocentrotus purpuratus (purple sea urchin)
Lineage: Eukaryota; Metazoa; Echinodermata; Echinoidea; Camarodonta; Strongylocentrotidae
Product: zinc finger protein 236
Exons: 6
Coding region: 117-968 (283 amino acids)
Biological process (GO): regulation of transcription by RNA polymerase II
Cellular component (GO): nucleus
Molecular function (GO): DNA-binding transcription factor activity, RNA polymerase II-specific; RNA polymerase II transcription regulatory region sequence-specific DNA binding
Source: RefSeq, a predicted model, not a curated record